Molecule: messenger RNA, 2629 nt
Organism: Jaculus jaculus (lesser Egyptian jerboa)
Lineage: Eukaryota; Metazoa; Chordata; Mammalia; Rodentia; Dipodidae
Gene: Lrfn4
Product: leucine rich repeat and fibronectin type III domain containing 4
Exons: 2
Coding region: 425-2335 (636 amino acids)
Molecular function (GO): protein binding
Source: RefSeq, a predicted model, not a curated record
GGGCGCAGCACGGAGUCCGCUUGGGGAGGGGCUACAAUCCACACAAGGGAUUUAGGGGACGCCUUACCCAGCCCUGGAGGGGAAAGCUCAGAGGGGGGAGGGGACUGACAAUUUCAAGGAAGGCCAGGAAAAGGAAGUUCCGGGACCCUCCCUGCUGUCGGCCCACCUCCGCUUCCUGCCUCAUGCCUCACCUUGUCCCCAGCACCUGGACUCCCCUCAACUGCUUGGGAAAUGUGACCUUUACUCUGGGGGGCCUGCAGCCCCAACCUUUUUUUCUCCCUGGGGUCCUUGAGCUUCUGACCCAACCCUUCCCCAGGCCAGGCUCUGGAAACUGGCUCCUGGGACUGUGCCCUAGGCACAAGUGGGCACCAACACCAACCCCACCUGUGCCUGGGCUGUGGCCCUUCCCCACAGGGCACUGACCAUGGCCCCUCCGCUCCUACUGCUCCUGCUGGCCAGUGGAGCUGCUGCUUGCCCGCUGCCCUGUGUCUGCCAGAACCUGUCGGAGUCACUCAGCACCCUUUGUGCCCACCGAGGCCUGUUGUUUGUGCCACCCAACGUGGACCGGCGCACAGUGGAACUGCGCCUGGCUGACAACUUCAUUCAGGCUCUGGGGCCACCCGACUUCCGCAACAUGACAGGGCUGGUGGACCUGACCCUGUCUCGCAAUGCCAUCACCCGUAUUGGGGCCCGUGCCUUUGGGGACCUGGAGAGCCUGCGUUCUUUGCACUUGGAUGGCAACAGGCUGGUGGAACUGGGCAGCAGCAGCCUUCGAGGGCCUGUCAACCUGCAGCACCUCAUACUUAGUGGUAACCAGCUGGGCCGCAUUGCGCCAGGGGCCUUUGACGACUUCCUCGAGAGCCUUGAGGACCUGGACCUGUCCUACAACAACCUCAGGCAGGUGCCCUGGGCUGGCAUCGGUGCCAUGCCUGCCCUACACACCCUCAACCUGGACCACAACCUCAUCGAUGCACUGCCCCCAGGCGCCUUUGCCCAGCUUGGCCAGCUUUCCCGCCUUGACCUCACGUCUAACCGGCUGGCCACAUUAGCACCUGACCCACUUUUUUCCAGGGGGCGGGACGCUGAGGCCUCACCUGCCCCUCUGGUGUUGAGCUUCAGUGGGAACCCACUGCACUGCAACUGCGAGCUGCUGUGGCUACGGCGCCUGGCCCGGCCUGAUGACCUGGAGACCUGCGCCUCUCCACCAGGCCUGGCAGGCCGUUACUUCUGGGCAGUGCCCGAGGGCGAGUUCUCCUGUGAGCCACCCCUCAUUGCUCGCCACACACAGCGCCUGUGGGUGCUGGAGGGCCAGCGGGCCACUCUACGGUGUCGGGCUCUUGGUGACCCUGCACCCACCAUGCAUUGGGUUGGCCCUGAUGAUCGGCUGGUUGGCAACUCCUCCCGAGCCUGGGCUUUCCCCAAUGGGACCCUAGAGAUUGGGGUGACAGGCGCUGGGGAUGCGGGAGACUAUACCUGCAUUGCCACCAACCCAGCUGGUGAGGCCACAGCCCGAGUAGAGCUCCGGGUACUGGCCUUGCCCCAUGGAGGGAAUACCAGUGCUGAGGGGGGGCGCCCUGGGCCCUCGGACAUUGCUGCCUCAGCUAGAACUGCUGCUGAAGGUGAGGGGACUCUGGAGUCUGAGCCUGCUGUGCAGGUGACAGAAGUGACGGCCACCUCAGGGCUGGUGAGCUGGGGCCCAGGGCGGCCAGCUGACCCUGUGUGGAUGUUUCAAAUCCAGUACAACAGCAGCGAGGAUGAGACCCUCAUCUACCGGAUCGUCCCAGCCUCCAGCCACCACUUCCUGCUGAAGCACCUAGUUCCUGGUGCUGACUACGACCUCUGCCUGCUGGCCCUGUCACCUGCCACUGGGCCCUCCGACCUCACAGCCACCAGGCUGCUGGGCUGUGCCCACUUCUCCACUCUGCCAGCCACACCCUUGUGCCAUGCCCUACAGGCCCAUGUGCUGGGUGGAACCCUGACAGUUGCUGUGGGUGGGGUGCUGGUGGCUGCCUUAUUGGUCUUCACUGUGGCCUUGCUGGUUCGGGGCCGUGGAGCUGGGAAUGGCCGUCUCCCACUCAAGCUCAGCCACGUCCAAUCCCAGACCAAUGGUGGCACCAGCCCCACACCCAAGAGCCACCCACCACGGAGCCCUCCACCUCGCCCCCAGCGCAGCUGCUCCCUGGACCUGGGAGACACUGGUGGGUGCUAUGGGUAUGCCAGGCGCCUGGGAGGAGCCUGGGCCAGGCGGAGCCACUCUGUUCAUGGGGGACUGUUGGGGGCUGGAUGCCGGGGUGUUGGGGGCAGUACAGAACGGCUGGAGGAGAGUGUGGUAUGAUGGGAGGGGCAACUACUCUUGUGUCUGGAGGAAGAGCAGUGCCACCAAAGGGCCCUGGUGGCAGCACUAAGCCUAGGUGGUCAGCACAGCCCUGGACCCUGCCCUGCUUUUUUAUCCUUGGUACCUCAGGCUACCCAGUGGGACAGCAAGCCCUUUCCUUGGUCUGGCCUCCAGACUAAAGGGACAGGUCCCACCAACAGGUGCUCAGAGCCACCAAGGCAGGGGCUGCAGCCACCAAGAGGGAGUCUUGUUUCUAUUUAUAAUAAAAUUGUUGGGGUCAUCCCAAUGCAGGUU